CCAGCAAAAAGGAAAUUUUCAGUGGCUUGUUUAUACAUCGUAAUUUAGUGGAAACGAAUUUGGUAGUUUUAGAAACGAUGGAAGACGACGAAGAAAUGAAACGUAUCGCGAUCCAGACCACGUUCUCAGCGUACGCCGCCAAACAGGUGGAGUUAGCAAAGCAAUACGAAACGAACCGCAAGAAACGCUGCAAGAUCUUCCUGCAGCGCCUACGCUACCAGCUGAAGCGCAACGGCGAACAGCAUCAGAAGGAGUGGAGCGAAAUCCUGCAGGAGCAGCUGCUGGACAGUGUACCGACGCGGAAGUUUUGGAAACUGAACCGAAGCGACCAGUGGUACCGGAACCUGUUCGAGGGCGAGGAGGACAAUGCGGAUCAACUGUUUGAGAACUUCCGGUUAGAUCGGCCCACGUACGACAUGCUGGUCGAGGCGCUGAACCCUGAUAUGGCUCCGCAUCCGUUGCUCAUUUCGCAAUCCUGCAGCACGGAGAAGAAGGUGGCCGUUGCGCUGUACAAGCUGAUUAGCGGAUCCGAUUACGCAUCGGUCGGCGACCAGUUCGGGGUGCACAAGGCCACGGUGAAAAACUGCUUGUUUCAAUUCUGCAAGGCCUUGGUGAAGAAUUUCAUGGACGCGGAGAUUGCUUUGCCGCUCACCGAUGAAGCGAUGGAAAUAAGCAGUGCAUUCGAGGAGAAGUGUGAUCUACCCAUGGUCAUGGGUGCCCUGGGCCUUUUGCACAUUCCCAUCACGCCUUCCGGGGCCGAGUCGAAGAAUUAUCUUAACUCCAAAAAGUGGGCUUCCAUUACUCUGCAAGCUGUGGUGGAUCAUAACCAUCUUUUUAGGCACAUUACCUGUGGACAUACUGGUUGUACCGAAGAAUCGGCCGUGUUAACCGAUUCCGGGUUGUAUCAACACUUUGAGAAUGCUGAAAUGCCCGCUCAGAUGAUAAAUGGCAAUCCGGUGCAGGGAUACAUUGUGACGGAACCGACGUAUCCGUUGCUGCCCUGGUUGAUACAUGACUAUACCCCUCUGAACAACCCAAUUACAACCGAGGAGCAAACGUUCAAUGAUCAUCUCGCCAAGGCUAAGGCAGCAGUGCACCAAGCGUUUACAAGGUUGAGAGCACGCUUCGGGAUUCUGCAGCGCAAGAUAGACAUCGAUAUCAACUUUGUGCCACAGAUCCUGCUCACUUGUUGCAUACUGCACAAUAUCUUGGAAAAGCGAAAGAUGAAAUUCGAAGACGAGUGGAUAGAACAGAUGACGGCCGCGGAUCAAAAGUAUCCUCAACCGGACGGUUCCAUAGUGACCAACUACACGACUUCGGUCGAGGGUGAAACCGUGCGGGACCAGCUGAAGGACCACGUUCAGUCAAAGUACAUGCUCUUUCGCUCUAUCGACUACAGCCAGGUGUACUUCAUCAAUGAUCCGAACCACUGAGCUGCUGGUGAAUGCUGCCCUCUUCUCUUUUUAAAUACAUUAAAUACAUAAAUUUUACACCGGAUCCAAGCCGAAUAGUUAAACUAGUUUUUCAAAUAAACACACACUUACCGAUCAACCUGCAUAAACGCA
Anopheles darlingi is the source of this 1565-nucleotide messenger RNA. RefSeq lists its product as uncharacterized. The coding region runs from base 78 to 1433 and encodes 451 amino acids. Lineage: Eukaryota; Metazoa; Arthropoda; Insecta; Diptera; Culicidae. The record is from RefSeq and is a predicted model, not a curated record. The transcript is spliced from 3 exons.